This is a messenger RNA of Closterium sp. Naga37s-1, 789 nucleotides long. The record is from the annotation of a GenBank genome assembly. Lineage: Eukaryota; Viridiplantae; Streptophyta; Zygnematophyceae; Desmidiales; Closteriaceae.
AUGUUCCACGGUCCCACGCACAGCCACGGGAAGGUUAGAGAGGACGAGAAGGUGGUACGUGGUAGUGAGCGCACGGGCAUCAUGUGCGACCCGCGCCUUUCCCUUCGGACACUCCUCGUCCCCCUCCCCCGUCCUCCUCUCCGCUUUCCCCGUCCGCCAGUGCGCCAGUGGGGCAUGCCCACGGACCUGGCAGCGGUGGCGCUACUGGCGCAGGCGACUUUUGAGGCGACUCAAAAGUCACAUGGCAGCCGUGGCUCUACGGGCGCAGGUGGCGGACGACUAAGUAUUCAGAGGGGCGGGCUGCAACUGAGGGACACCGUCAACGCCGUCAUUCGCCAGCGCCGGUUCAACGAGGCCAUAACGUGUCCGCGCUCGCAGCAGUGCGCCGGUUCAAUGAGGCCAUCAUGUGUUUGCGUCCGCAGCGGCAGUCCUCAACUCCUCUCAUUUCCUCCUUGUUCCGCCCUCUCUCCCGCCUCUCCCACCCUCUCCCCCCCUCUCCCGCCCUCUCCUCCCCUCUCCCCCCCUCUUCCCCCUCUCCCCCCAUCUCCCCCCCUUUCCCCCCCCUCUUCCCCUCUCUUCCCCCCACGCAGGCAGAGGCGGUUCAACGAGGCAAUAACGUGUCUGCGCCCGCAGCAGCGCUUCUCCCAGCUGCUGGAAGAAAUGAAGGUCCUCCGCUGUGGCCCCCGCCUGGGCGGAGCAGGGGGGGGAGGAGUGGAGCCAGGGGGAGCGGGACAGGGAGAGGAAGGCCACGGGGGGGCAUUUGAAAGGGAGAACGGACAGGGAGGCUGA